AUGGCUUACCAAGGUUACCCGCCGCCGCCGCUGGGAAAGCUAAUUGUCGGCAAUCUAAAUCAGAUCAUACUUGUUGAUUUCAACGGCACCCAGUUUUCUAUAGCUUCCAGAGUCAUAAUCCCGAGAUGGUUGCCUAGCUCAGCAUUGUUCAAAGAGCCUAACUUGCUUUACGUCGUAAACGAGGGAAAUACGGAGACUAGCAUGUUUAAGCUGACGCCUAACGCUCCCAUUACACCUGACGAUAUAGGCUUUGAAAAGCUUUCGUUCGUUGGCAAUGCCCAAGGCUCACUUGGGGGCGUUCACAUGGCGUUCAACGCCGACAAGACUCGUAUUGUUGAGUCUUGCUACACAUCCGGCAAAAUCGAUGUCUGGGACAUCUCAGAAAAGGAUCAUCUCCCUGUUUUAAAAAAGAGUAUCCGGACUAGAACUGAAAAUGGCUACCAGUGGCCACUUCAACGUAAGCCAGGGCCACGUCAAGCCAUCCUCGAUCCAACUGGUCGUUUUUUUAUUAUACCGAAUCCUGGUACUAAUUCGUUACAUGUCAUGGACACCCUGGAUGACAAGUACGAGAUCACGAGCAUUACCGCCGUGCCCAACACAAUCUCACCGCAGUGCAUCGCUUGUAUAACACAUAGAGGAACGCACUACUUGGUGGUGGCAGGGGGCCUCUCUACUGCGAUCGCGUUAAUGCGAAUGGAUUACACCGAUGAAAUAAUCCGGUUCACUACUGUCCACUGGGGACACGCCGGCAGAAGAUGGGACUCAGGUGAGUUAAUCAUGUCGAUGUUCACAGGACUCGAAGUCGCCAAGAACCAGCGUGAUGUUUACCUCUGGAAUCGAUUCCCAGGAGAGGAUACAGGCCACAUCACGCAAUUUAUACUCAGCGAAGAGGGAGGUCAGGUAGGGCUUACUUAUGUCCACAGCAUACCCACGCGCGGCAUACAGCCGCGCAUGGUUAGUCUAAGCGGAGAUGACGACCAAGGGUUUGCAUUCGUGGCUAACGAGGCUGGCGAGUCGGGACUUGUCGCAUUCCGGCGAAACCCAGCGACAGGGAGACUGGACCCGAACCCCGUCGCAACGUUUCCAAAUGAUCUUCUUGUUCCCCACGGAGCUUCAAUGCAGUUACUAAGAGGCGUUCAGUUCGUUCGUGAGCUUUAG
Molecule: messenger RNA, 1158 nt
Organism: Daldinia childiae
Lineage: Eukaryota; Fungi; Ascomycota; Sordariomycetes; Xylariales; Hypoxylaceae
Product: putative carboxy-muconate cyclase protein
Exons: 1
Coding region: 1-1158 (385 amino acids)
Molecular function (GO): protein binding; 6-phosphogluconolactonase activity
Source: RefSeq, a predicted model, not a curated record